This is a messenger RNA of Selaginella moellendorffii, 1041 nucleotides long. Its product is annotated as regulator of G-protein signaling 1. The coding region runs from base 1 to 1041 and encodes 346 amino acids. NCBI's taxonomy places the organism in Eukaryota, Viridiplantae, Streptophyta, Lycopodiopsida, Selaginellales, Selaginellaceae. The record is from RefSeq and is a predicted model, not a curated record. The transcript is spliced from 6 exons.
AUGGAGGAGCAAUCGUCUUUUGGCCAGGAAUUUGCGCUUGAGCUUCAGAUUUGGGGUCCACGAUCUUGCAAAGUUUGCAUUGGCAUUUGUUUUGUAAGUAUCAAGCGACGGCAAUUGGAGCUCAACGCCAAGAAGGUGUCGGUUUUGCUCGUCCAAGCAUUCGCGAGCUUGAUAUAUCUUGUGUCUUCUCUGGCAGUGAGUGAUCACGAUAAGCGAUCACCGACCUGCCAGUUUAACAUACGUUGGGAGCUCGCAGUGGGAUCGCUUUAUGCUCUCUAUCCUGCUAUUCUCCUGCUCGCAACUUGGAAGGUGCGGCACAUAAGAUUUGAGUUUGACGAGUUCAAGGAGCUUCUCAAAGCAGCUUCCAUCUGCGCCUUAAUGCUUGGUAAUCUGACAUUUCGCUCAGUCAGCGUUGGCGUUCUUUUCCUGUUUUGGAUUCCUAUCGCAAAACCCGUUCACGAUCUAUUUCACGGCCGUAGGAGUAACCACCGGUAUUCAACCAUGGGGCAAGCGCUUGGAGUUCCAGUCAGUGGAGCCAUAUCUCAACCGUUGAUAGCCUUCAAUUUUAACAGGCCGCUGGAGCUGUUGCUUGAGCAUAGAAGUCGAAUGGCCGGUGAGGUCGUGCAUUUUUACAGUGAGGUUCGAGAGCUCAACAAACUCCAGCAGCAGCAUCAAGUUGUGCAGAGAAUUUACAUGGCAGAACACAUCAUUGACAAGUACAUCAAGUCAGGUUGGCCAUUGUUCAGUGAGAAAUGCUUUGCCAAACUCUUUAAGUUGCUCCAGAAUCUGUCGAACGACUACUGGCAAUCCGAGUAUUUUCAAGAACUAAAAGAUGAACUGGACGCUGAUGUGGAAUCUCAGCAAACUGGUGACGAUCUAGAACAGCAACUAGAUGUGACUGCUACCAAGCGUGCGUUGAGAAGGCUUUACGAUCCUACUCCAGACAAUCCAUUCGACCAAGGUUGCCCGUUCAGUGGUGAACUUCGCAAAGAGAAUCAACCCGAACAACAUCAUACUGGAGUAAGUCAAAAACUUCACUGA